AAUAAUUUCCCAAAAAAAAAAAAAAAAAACUAGGGUUUGACUGUAAAAAAAAGAGAGGGAUUAAAUUUCACAUCCUCCAAUUGCGUGACAGCAAGAGCAAAAAGCGACUCGUACUGAGUGAGUGAGUGAGUCACUCUAACAAGAAUCGCCGAUCUGACUCUCUCUCUCUCUCUUUAUUUCUUCAGAUCCAAUUUUUAUUUUCACUCCGAAAUUAUCGUUUUUUAUUUUUAUAUAAUUAAUUAAUUACUAUUAUUUUUAAGAGAGAGAAUUAUUAUGUAACAAAGAGAGCAAGAGGUAGAGGGAAGCCACUGUUGAACGUUGGGAUCGGAGGGUAAAAUCGGGUUUUGUAAAAAGUAUAAUUAGAGGGAUUUUGGCUUUUUCCUUUUUCUUCUAUUUCUUUAUUUUACUCUCAGCUAGCUUCCUGAAUUUUCGUGUUUUAUAAUUUUAUUGCGGGAAAUUUGAAUUACAAAAAUUGGUCAGGGGUUUUAAUUUUGUAUGCAAUCUGGGGGCGGUGGUGGUGGGCCCAGCCGGGUGGGACCGGCUGGGCGUACGGCUUCCACGUCAUCAGCUGCAUCACCUUCUUCUUCCUCCUCUGCUGUAUCGACACCACAGCUAGGGUUUGAUCAGCAACAGCAACAGCAACACCAGCAGCAGCAGCAAAACCGGCAGCAAUUAGGUUCUAGACAGACAUUGCAACAUCAAUUACUAAGGAAACCUGAAGGAAAUGAGGCCCUUCUAGCUUAUCAAGCUGGCGGUUUUCAAGGAGUUUUAGGAGGAGGAAACAAUUUUGCUCAAUCUCCGGGUUCAAUGCAAAUGCCUCAACAAUCCAGGAAAUUCUUUGAUAUGGCUCAGCAGCAUAAUUCUUUACAGGAUGGCCAGAAUAGGAAUUCAGCUGCCGAUCAACAGGUUCUUAAUCCGGUUCAUCAGGCUUAUCUUCAGUUUGCUUUUCAACAGCAAAAGUCGGCUAUGGCCAUGCAGUCGCAACAACAAGCUAAAAUGGGAAUGUUGGGCCCUGCCACUAAUAAGGAUCAAGAAAUGCGGAUGCGGAAUUUGAAAAUGCAGGAACAUAUGUCCAUGCAGUCGGCUAAUCAAUCUCAGGCAUCAUCCUCCAAAAACUCAUCCGAGAACUUUUCUCCUACUGAAAAGCAGGUGGAACAAGGGCAUCAGCUAGCCUUUGAUCAGAGGAAUGAGCAAAAUCCUCUGACACAACCCCCUAUCAUCGGACAACUAAUGCCUGGUAAUGCUGUGAGGCCUAUGCAAGCACCACAAGCUCAACAAAGCAUUCAAAACACGGCGAACAAUCAGCUCGUGAUGGCUGCUCAAAUGCAAGCAAUGCAGACAUGGGCACUUGAACGCAAUAUUGAUCUGUCAUUACCUGCAAAUGCGAACUUGAUGGCCCAGCUCAUUCCGCUUAUGCAAUCAAGGAUGGCUGCUCAGCAAAAGGCCAAUGAAAGCAGUGCAGGUCCCCAGGCUUCACUGCGUCCUGUAUCAGUGCCAAAGCAUCAGGUUUCUUCUCCGCCUGUUGCUAGUGAGAGUUCUCCACAUGCUAAUUCCUCUAGUGAUGUCUCUGGGCAGUCUGGGCCUCCUAAGGCAAGGCAGAGUGUUCCGACUGGGCAUUUCGUCCCAAGUCCCAAUGCAGGAAUGGGCAGCAUCAGCAAUGUUCUUGCAGCGCAGCAGCUUGCUUAUCACAACAGAGAGAACCAAGUGGCUCCUAGAACAGGGGCUGUACUUGGAAAUGGAAUGCAUCCUAUGCAUCCUCCUCAGUCCUCAGCCAACAUGAGCCAAGGCGCGGAUCAAAAUUUGCCUGCUAAAAGUACUAUGAGUAGCCCAGAUACAUUACAAGUUCAGAAUCUCAAGCAUCCGAGUCGAUCUUCUUCUCAAUCUGCUGGUCCUUCUAAUGAGGGAAGCUCAAGCAAUCCCAUCACGUCACAAGGGGUGUCUUCUGUCCAGAUAGCCCAACAGCGUGCUGGAUUCACCAAGCAGCAAUUACAUGUUCUAAAAGCACAAAUACUAGCCUUUAGACGACUGAAGAAAGGAGAAGGUACACUUCCCCAGGAGCUUCUUCGAGCUAUUGCUCCUCCACCCCUUGAGUUGCAAUUGCAGCAGCAGAUUCUUCCUGCUGGAGGAAAUAAUCAGGAUAGAUCUGGCGGAAAAAAUUCUGAGGACCAUGCAAGGAAUUUGGAGUCCAAUGAGAAGAACUCUCAGGUUAUUCCAUCUAAUAAAGGGCAGAAUAUCGCAAAAGAGGAAGCUGUGUCUGAAGAAGAGAACGCAACUGUCUCAGAAAAUAUCAUGCAAGGUGCAGCAGCUGUGAUGAAGGAGCCUACAACCUCAGUGGCUCCUGGAAAAGAAGAGCAACAAACUGCUAUAUUUUCUGUUAAGUCAGACCAGGAUUUGGAACGAAGUCUUCAUAAAACUCCUGUUAGAAGUGAUGUUACAGUUGAUAGGGGAAAAGCUAUUGCGCCACAGUUUCCUGUGUCUGAUACAUUGCAAGCUAAGAAACCUGCACAGACAAGCACCGCACCCCAGCCAAAAGAUGUUGGCUCUGCACGAAAGUAUCAUGGACCAUUAUUUGAUUUUCCCUUUUUUACUAGAAAGCAUGAUUCUAUUGGAUCUUCAGGGAUGAUUAACACUAAUAAUAAUCUGACAUUGGCAUAUGAUGUCAAAGAUCUUCUUUUUGAGGAAGGGGCGGAAGUCCUUAACAAAAAGAGGUCAGAAAAUUUGAAAAAAAUCAAUGGUUUACUGGCUGUGAAUUUAGAGAGAAAAAGGAUUAGGCCAGAUCUUGUUUUGCGAUUGCAAAUUGAAGAGAAAAAACUCCGGCUUCUAGAUCUACAGGCACGUUUAAGAGAUGAAGUUGAUCAGCAGCAGCAGGAGAUAAUGGCAAUGCCUGACAGGCCAUAUCGGAAGUUUGUUCGCUUAUGUGAGCGGCAGCGGAUGGAGCAGGCAAGGCAAGUACAAGCCUCUCAAAAAUCCAUGAGAGAUAAGCAAUUGAAAUCCAUCUUCCACUGGCGUAAGAAGCUUCUUGAGGCUCAUUGGGCUAUUCGUGAUGCACGUACUGCCCGCAACAGAGGAGUUGCAAAAUACCAUGAGAGAAUGUUGAGAGAGUUUUCAAAGAGAAAGGAUGAUGACCGGAAUAAAAGAAUGGAGGCUUUGAAGAAUAACGAUGUUGAAAGGUACAGGGAAAUGUUGCUGGAGCAGCAGACUAGCAUUGACGGUGCUGCUUCUGAAAGAUAUACUGUUUUAUCGUCAUUUUUAACCCAGACAGAAGAUUAUCUUCAUAAACUGGGAAGUAAAAUAACUGCUGCCAAGAAUCAGCAGGAAGUGGAGGAGGCAGCAAAUGCUGCAGCUGCUGCUGCACGAUUGCAGGGUCUGUCAGAAGAAGAAGUACGGGCAGCUGCAGCAUGUGCUGGAGAGGAAGUAAUGAUUAGAAAUAGAUUUAUGGAAAUGAAUGCACCCAAGGACAGUUCAUCUGUUAGCAAAUACUAUACUCUUGCUCAUGCUGUCAAUGAGAGGGUCAUAAGGCAGCCGUCCAUGUUACGAACUGGAACGUUAAGAGAUUAUCAGCUUGUUGGGUUACAAUGGAUGCUUUCUUUGUAUAAUAACAAAUUGAAUGGAAUCCUAGCAGAUGAGAUGGGUCUUGGAAAGACUGUACAGGUGAUGGCUUUGAUUGCUUACCUGAUGGAAUUUAAAGGAAACUAUGGCCCACAUCUUAUAAUUGUUCCUAAUGCUGUUUUGGUAAAUUGGAAGAGUGAGCUACAUACCUGGCUACCAUCUGUGUCAUGCAUUUACUAUGUUGGCAACAAAGAUCAACGGUCAAAAUUAUUUUCUCAAGAAGUUUCUGCCAUGAAAUUUAACAUUCUUGUGACAACUUAUGAAUUUAUAAUGUAUGAUCGAUCAAAACUUUCUAAAGUGGAUUGGAAGUAUAUCGUAAUUGAUGAAGCACAGAGAAUGAAGGACAGGGAAUCAGUUUUAGCCCGUGAUCUUGACAGAUAUCGGUGCCAGAGGCGCUUACUUCUCACAGGAACACCAUUACAGAAUGAUUUGAAGGAGCUUUGGUCUCUACUGAAUCUACUUCUGCCAGAAGUUUUUGACAAUCGGAAAGCAUUUCAUGAUUGGUUCUCAAAACCCUUCCAAAAGGAAGCUCCUACACAUGAUGCGGAGGAUGACUGGCUGGAAACUGAGAAGAAGGUCAUCAUCAUUCACCGACUUCAUCAGAUUCUGGAACCUUUCAUGCUCAGGCGUCGUGUUGAAGAUGUGGAAGGUUCACUUCCACCUAAGGUUUCCAUCAUUUUGAGGUGUAGAAUGUCUGCUAUUCAGAGUGCCGUAUAUGAUUGGAUCAAAUCUACUGGUACUAUCCGAGUUGAUCCUGAAGAUGAGAAGCGCAGGGCUCAAAAAAAUCCAAUUUACCAGCCUAAGGUGUACAAAACUUUAAAUAACAGAUGUAUGGAGCUUCGGAAAAGUUGCAAUCAUCCGUUGCUUAAUUAUCCAUAUUUUAAUGACUUUUCCAAGGAAUUUCUUGUUAGAUCUUGUGGGAAAUUAUGGAUUUUGGAUAGGAUCCUUAUAAAACUUGAAAGAACAGGGCAUCGGGUACUACUUUUUAGUACUAUGACAAAGCUCCUUGAUAUAGUGGAGGAGUACUUGCAAUGGAGACGGCUUGUUUACAGAAGGAUUGAUGGAACAACUAGCCUAGAAGAUCGUGAAUCAGCUAUAGUAGACUUUAACAGUCCUGGUUCAGACUGCUUUAUUUUCUUGCUCAGUAUUCGUGCUGCCGGGAGGGGUCUUAAUCUACAGUCUGCUGACACAGUUAUCAUAUAUGACCCUGAUCCUAACCCAAAAAAUGAGGAGCAGGCAGUAGCUAGGGCCCAUCGAAUUGGACAGAAAAGGGAAGUGAAAGUCAUUUAUAUGGAAGCAGUUGUUGAUAAAAUUUCUAGCCAUCAAAAAGAAGAUGAACUAAGAAGUGGGGGUUCCGUUGAUCUGGAAGAUGACCUUGCUGGGAAGGAUCGAUACGUGGGAUCUAUUGAGAGCCUCAUAAGGAAUAAUAUUCAACAAUAUAAGAUUGAUAUGGCUGAUGAGGUUAUUAAUGCUGGACGCUUUGACCAAAGAACAACACAUGAAGAGAGACGAAUGACUUUGGAGACAUUAUUACAUGAUGAAGAGCGAUAUCAAGAAACUGUCCAUAAUGUUCCAUCACUUCUGGAGGUUAAUCGCAUGAUAGCUAGAAGUGAAGAAGAAGUUGAAUUAUUUGAUCAAAUGGAUGAAGACCUGGACUGGACUGAGGAGAUGAGAAGCUAUGACCAGGUACCUAAAUGGCUUCGAGCCAGUACAAAGGAUGUAGAAGCUGUGGCUAAUUUAUCGAAAAAACCAUCAAAAAAUAUCUUGUCUACUACUAGUGGUGUGGGUAUUGAAUCCAGCGGAGUGGAAACUGAAAGGAAAAGGGGCAGGCCCAAGGGGAAAAAAACUCCUAAUUACAAGGAAAUUGAUGAUGACAUUGGGGAAUACUCAGAGGCCAGUUCUAAUGAGAGAAAUGGAUAUUCCGCGCAUGAUGAAGAGGGAGAAAUUCGAGAAUUUGAAGAUGAUGAAUCUAGUGGUGCUGUUGGGGCUCCUCCCAUCAAUAAGGACCAAUCAGAAGAUGAUGGUCCUGCAUGUGAUGGUGGGUAUGAGUAUCCCCUGUCUACUGCAAGUGCUAGAAAUAAUGAUAUGCUAGAAGAAGCUGGUUCUUCUGGAUCGUCUUCUGAUAAUCGAAGAAUGACAAGAAUAGUGUCUCCCGUUUCUUCGCAGAAAUUUGGGUCCCUGUCUGCAUUAGAUGCUAGACCAGGUUCUGUUUCUAAAAAGCUGUCAGAUGAAUUGGAGGAAGGGGAAAUUGCAGUGUCAGGAGAUUCUCACAUGGAUCACCAGCAAUCUGGAAGUUGGAUACAUGAUCGUGAAGAGGGAGAAGAUGAACAAGUUCUGCAACCUAAGAUAAAACGAAAACGUAGUAUUCGGCUUCGACCUCGUCACACAAUGGAAAGACCAGAUGAGAAGUCUGGAAUCGAGGUGCAACGUGGAGAUGCAUGCUUGUUACCGUUCCAAGGCGACCAUAAAUAUCAAGCACAGUUGAGGACUGAUGCCAAGAUGAAAACAUUUGGAGAGCCUAAUCCUUCCCGGAAUGAUCAGAGUGAUUCCACCAAAAGCAGGAGAAACUUACCAUCCAGGAGAAUAGCUAACACUUCAAAAUUGCAUGCUUCGCCUAAAUCUAGUAGACUAAAUUUGCAGACCGCUCCUCCUGAAGAUGCUACUGAACAUUCCAGAGAGAGUUGGGAUGGGAAAGCUACAAAUGCAAGUGGGAGUUCAGUAAUAGGCUCUAAGAUGUCAGAUGUCAUCCAGAGAAGGUGUAAGAAUGUCAUCAGCAAGCUCCAAAGAAGAAUGGACAAGGAAGGUCAACAAAUUGUGCCUCUUCUAACUAAUUUGUGGAAGAGGAUUGAAAAUUCUGCUGGUUUUGGAAAUAAUCUCUUGGAUUUGCGGAAGAUUGAAAUGCGUGUUGACAGAUUAGCGUACAAUGGAGUAAUGGAGCUUGUGCUUGAUGUGCAAUUCAUGUUAAAGGGUGCAAUGCAAUUUUAUGGGUUCUCACAUGAGGUUAGAUCUGAAGUAAGGAAAGUACACGAUCUUUUCUUUGACAUCUUGAAGAUUGCGUUUCCGGACACAGAUUUCAGAGAAGCUAGAAAUGCACUCUCUUUUAAUCCUCCACUCUCUACCUCCUGUUCCACUCCAUCCCCAAGACAGGCAGCUAUGAGUCAAAGCAAGAGAAACAGGCUAAUUAAUGAGGUAGAACCAGACAGUAGUACUACUCCUAAGGCUAUUCAACGAGGAUCGAUUCCCAUUGGCGAUGACAUAAGGGUCAAAGUCCAUUUGCCAAAGGAAUCGAGGCACGGGACUGGAAGUGGUAGUAACAAUCGAGAACAACAUCCGCUGGAUGAUUCUCCGGUGCAUCCAGGGGAGUUGGUUAUUUGCAAGAAGAAGAGGAAAGAUAGGGACAAGUCGGUGGCAAAGUCGAGGACUGGAACAAGUGGUCCAGUUUCUCCCCCUAGCAUGGCUCGUAAUUCAGUCCCGAGUUCAGUUACUAGGGAAACAAGAAUGGGCCAGCAGAAUUCCCAUCAGCAAGGAUGGGGCAACCAACCUCAACCAGCAAAUAAUGGUGGUGGUAGUGGUGGGAAUGUCGGUUGGGCGAAUCCUGUAAAGAGGUUGAGGACAGAUGCCGGUAAAAGGAGGCCGAGCCAUUCAUAAUCGUCUUCUAAAGGUAGUGUAUAAUGAAAAAGAAAAUGAAAGAAAAGAAUUGUCGGAUGCUCAGUUUAGCAGAAGAGUGUAUUAGGGGCUCUUUGUAGCCUGUAACAAAUGCGGUUAGCCAGCGAUGAUGUUGUUAAUAUAGCGUAGGUCAUUGAUAAUCCAUUGUAUACUUGCUUCUUCCAUAUGAUUUCAGAAAUCCCAUAGUUUUCAGGUCUGCAUCCUGCAGUAA
Molecule: messenger RNA, 7486 nt
Organism: Mercurialis annua (annual mercury)
Lineage: Eukaryota; Viridiplantae; Streptophyta; Magnoliopsida; Malpighiales; Euphorbiaceae
Product: ATP-dependent helicase BRM
Exons: 14
Coding region: 496-7257 (2253 amino acids)
Biological process (GO): positive regulation of transcription by RNA polymerase II
Cellular component (GO): nucleus
Molecular function (GO): protein binding; ATP binding; ATP-dependent chromatin remodeler activity
Source: RefSeq, a predicted model, not a curated record